This is a messenger RNA of Kluyveromyces lactis, 1110 nucleotides long. It is a transcript of the gene SEN2, whose product is annotated as tRNA splicing endonuclease subunit SEN2. The transcript has a single exon. Gene Ontology annotation, biological process: tRNA splicing, via endonucleolytic cleavage and ligation; tRNA-type intron splice site recognition and cleavage. NCBI's taxonomy places the organism in Eukaryota, Fungi, Ascomycota, Saccharomycetes, Saccharomycetales, Saccharomycetaceae. Bases 1 to 1110 code for a protein of 369 amino acids. Gene Ontology annotation, cellular component: tRNA-intron endonuclease complex. The record is from RefSeq and is a predicted model, not a curated record. Gene Ontology annotation, molecular function: nucleic acid binding; tRNA-intron lyase activity.
AUGCUAAUCUCUCUUGCAUGUUUAGUAACUAUAUAUGAAGACCGCGGGAGGCAAGUACUUACAAUGUCGAAGCGAUCUCAUAGAAAUCAGCUGCAAUACAAACAUGCGUUGCCUAUAGAGGCGCAGCCUGUACCGUCUGUAUGGAAACAUCCCUUUCAGGCAUUUUCCUGGAUAUUAGAUUGGGCGAUGAGAUGGAGUGAAACCAGAAUUAUUGACGUCAAGAUCAACCAAUUAGGUCAAAUUUUGGUAUGUGAUCAAUGGCAGAUGAAGUAUUUAUGGGAACACGGAUUCUUUGGUACUGGUCAACUAUCUCGGAGUGAACCCAACUGGCAGGCAAGAACAAUGUCUCGAUUGCAACUAAAUGAUGCUGAUCGAAUCAACUUAGAGCAUGUUACAGACGUUAGAAGAAGGCAGCGGCUCGAAUUCAAGAAACUGAGAGCUGAAUUUGAAGCCAAGAAGUUAGAAAUGAGACAAAAGGGGAUUGUAGACGAACAAUUCAUUGAACAAGAAAGGUUAUUCUUAAAGAAUCAAAGAGAUAAAGAAUUAGCUUUUGAAAAGGACUCGAUGCAAAUACGUGACGAAGAUUUAAGAUUAAUAGAAGGCAAAUCAGUGAUUCAACUAGAAAGCUUGCAAUUGAUGCCCGUCGAGGCUAUUUUCCUCUCUUAUGCAGUGCCGGUAUUGAAGAUCACAUUGCAACAAUUAAUGGUUUCGUUGGUACUGGAACCGAAAAGUUUCCAAGACAUCAAGAAAUUAAUUCAUCAAUAUGUCGCGUACCAUCAUUACAGGUCCAAAGGGUGGUGUGUACGAUCGGGGAUAAAAUUUGGUUGCGAAUACUUAUUAUACAGAAGAGGACCCCCUUUCCAACAUGCGGAGUAUGGAAUCAUGGUUUUGGAUGCAAACCAGUCAAAUGAUUACACUUGGUAUUCAAGCGCUGCCAGAGUCGUGGGCGGAGCCAAGAAACAGUUUGUAUUAUGCUACGUUGAACAACUCAUACCUGAAGAUGACUUAAUGGAACUUUGGAAGCAAUCAAAGUACGAUGAGCUUUUCAGAAACUUUAAAAUCCAUGAAUUGUUAUACAAAAGAUGGGUUGCAGGUAAGAACAGAGAUUAA